This is a messenger RNA of Laccaria bicolor S238N-H82, 1518 nucleotides long. RefSeq lists its product as uncharacterized. The transcript is spliced from 8 exons. The coding region runs from base 1 to 1518 and encodes 505 amino acids. The record is from RefSeq and is a predicted model, not a curated record. Lineage: Eukaryota; Fungi; Basidiomycota; Agaricomycetes; Agaricales; Hydnangiaceae.
AUGCCUCCUCGCAAGGCGGCUCCUUCAGAAGACGAGGACAGUCAAGGGUCAGAAGCUCCUCCAUUGAAGAAACACAAGGCUUCGGCAGCGGAUUCCGAGGUGCGCGUCCCACGCAAACGAGUAGCCAGCAAUAAACAAACUGUGCUGGAUACAAACACCGUUAACGCCAAUGCAAAGAAGGUUCAAGACCUUGAAAAAAAGCUCGCAAAGGCAAGACAAGUUGCGAAAAAGACCAAAUCUUCGCAGCCUAGUGAUGAUGAGGAGUAUGAAAGUGAGGAGCCUUUGGACGCCAGAGAUUUUCGAGGCUUUCAUACUUCGAUUACCCAACUCGCCGCUGUGGCCAUAUCCUCCAAACCAACUACCCAACUGCGCCGCUCCAAUAUUACCCAGGAACGAGCAGCUCUAUCAAUCCCAACCUCACACCUCUCCAAUCGUACAUUUCUCAAGGUACCCCACAAGCCGGUGUCUGCUUCACCCGAGCCUGUCGAUCACGAAAGCCUUGCCCGAAGCUCCCCGUCUCGUCAUACCUCCCCAUCAAGCCCUGGAUAUGCAGGCGAUGCGGUGGCAUCCUCGGAUAGUCAAUCCCAGCGCUCUUCGUUGCCACCGCCAUCCACCCAGCGCUCCUUGCCACCUCCCUCCACCCAGGUACGGAGAAAGGAAUCUUUCCCCGCUGCUGAACUCCUUGACGGUGUUAUGAGCAGUAGCCGUGCAAAAGCAUCUGACUAUAACGAUGUCGUGAACGCCAUUCUUGUGCGAACUAUGUUCGACUAUGAAGGUUUAGUUUCAACCCACGACGCUUUCCCAAGUUCUGAUCUACGUCGCCAAUGGGCUUUGCGCUGCUGGAAGAUGGCAUCCAAGGACGCAGAUGAGUUCUACAACCUAUCAGAUAGAAUGUGCAACCUCAUCAAGAGGCGUGGCUCGCGCAUUCGCGGCCAUGUCCUGGCAGUUGUUCGACCACAAAUCAUCGCAAUCUACGGGUUCAGUCGCAAAGUCACUCCACAAACCAAAGCCCGCAACAAGCAAUCAUGUGAGGCGCUUUUGGAAAACGGGGCGUUUCAUCACAAGGAUACCGGCACUCUCACUGGGUUUAGUCAGAACAAGAUUAUCUCUGAGAUCUUAUACCUCGCGUGGUUUGAAGACAAGACGUCUCAAGGGCCACUCCUCCAGCAUUACUUUAACCCUAUCCCACUUGAAACACUUGCACUUAUCUUCACCGUGAUUGAUUUCUGUUUACGCGAGUGGUCUACGGGGGUUUUUAUCCAAUCAAAAUUCUACGAAAAGGUCGUUCUCGCCACCCAUAAAGCGUAUCGCCUCGAGCUUGAGGCGUGGAAUGCUAUCAACCCUUCUGUCAUUGAAAAUAUCCGCAAGAAGCUAUUCAACCGUGCACUUCGCAGUGCAGGUGUGUUUGACGCCAGCUUGAAGAUACCCUCUUGCCUUCAAGAUGCUAUCAAGGACCGUGUACAGAUGGAGCUCGACGGUCGAACCGGUGAGACGGAUAGUGAAGUUUCGGAUGUUUAG